AAUGUAAAUAGAAAGUAGUAUGAUAUAUGUAGCCCGAUGGAAUGAUGGAUGAAUUGUUUCGUAUUUUUAAAUGUAUUUUGUAUAUUAUACCAACUUCUCUGCUUGUAGAACCUUAAUGUGAAUAGUAUGAUAUUAUGUUACGCAGUGACGUGGUUGAUUGUUACGCAACAACUCGCACAUUGUGCGCCAUUUCUCUAUAUUUUUCAAUGUAUGGUCUGUAAUGAGUUUAUUAUUAAGAAUUAUAACUCGCACAUGCCAUCGUAUGAUUAUAGAUAUCAUUAUUGAAGACGCAGUUGAUAACUAUUUUCCAACCAGUGAUGUUUUUGAUUUCUUUAUUUAUAGUUUCCUUCCUUUCAUGGCUGCAUGGAACUAUACUUUAUUCAAGGGAAGAAAAGCAGUACGGUUCAGAACUUUUGUUAACUUGGUUGAAACUAACUUGGUUAAAUACGCCAUACCAUUCGGUUGUUGUUGUGUUAACAAAGAUAUUUCGUUCCAUCAUCCAAUGACUUAUUACUUUUUGGCAUUAAUGUCAUUAGAUGCUAUAAUGAUAAUAUAUUGGAUACUUAUAAGUAGUAUAGAAAGGGAUUUGUCGAUUUUCAGUAUUGAUCGCAUCGGAACAUUGGAAAAUAAUUGUUGUCUUAAAAUUUUUCACCUGUUUUACUUGUUUGUCCAAGUUAUUUUUACUACUUAUAUACAAGUGCUUAUUGUUCCUAUCUUGACACUUUAUUAUUUUCAUCAAAUAUUUUCCGUGGUUGAAUGUGCUUUAUUCUACGGAAUAACACUAUUACUUAUUUUGUUUUUGAGUUUAUUUAUUUGGAAAAAAUUAAGUUGUUAUUUUGCUGUGACUUUCUUCAACUUUUUAUUUAUUGCGUUACAUAUUGUGCUGUUUAUUUCACCAAAUGGCUAUUUUACCAAAGCAGAGAUUGGAGUAUGCUUUCUUUAUUUGAGUAAUAUGUUUAAACUCAAUGAAUUAUAUGGUAGCGUGAAUGCAUAUGAUCCAUAUCUACAGACCAUGUUUGAUCAUUAUCAAUCUGUACGAUGGUUGGGUUUUUGGAUAUUUUAUUCAAUACGUAAAGGUCUCAAAGAAAGCCGGCUUGGUGAUCUUGUUUAUGCUGGAAGAGAAGUUAAUUUUUAUAAUUUGAAUAGUGGUGAUCGCAAAGACUGGUGGUAUAUUUACGAACUAUGGGAUUAUAAAUUUGUUAAAGAGGUUCAACGUGAUAAGAACAGAAGAGAAUUAUAUAACGCUAUAAUAGAAUAUGAAAUGAUUUAGUUUUUUAAUUAAAUUAUUACCAUAAGAAAUUUACAUAUACUUUUUUUGUACUUUUAACUCGUAUUUUUGAAGAUAAUUAAUAAAAUUAAUCAAUUUUUUGCUAAAGUGAUUCUUUUUAGUAAUGACUGUCUUAUGUACAA
Molecule: messenger RNA, 1410 nt
Organism: Rhizophagus irregularis DAOM 181602=DAOM 197198
Lineage: Eukaryota; Fungi; Glomeromycota; Glomeromycetes; Glomerales; Glomeraceae
Source: RefSeq, a predicted model, not a curated record